Nannospalax galili (Upper Galilee mountains blind mole rat) is the source of this 1309-nucleotide messenger RNA. It is a transcript of the gene Nfkbil1, whose product is annotated as NFKB inhibitor like 1. The coding region runs from base 117 to 1106 and encodes 329 amino acids. Gene Ontology annotation, cellular component: nucleus. The record is from RefSeq and is a predicted model, not a curated record. The transcript is spliced from 4 exons. Gene Ontology annotation, molecular function: protein binding. Lineage: Eukaryota; Metazoa; Chordata; Mammalia; Rodentia; Spalacidae. Gene Ontology annotation, biological process: canonical NF-kappaB signal transduction; negative regulation of toll-like receptor signaling pathway.
CACUUCCGGCAGCCUGGAGCGUCUCCUCCCUUCCCGCCUCCCUGCUCCGAGCGACUUAAACCCAGGCCUGGGGCCUGCAGCUCUGAGGGUCCUCGGGGGGGCGGGGAGCUGGGCUGAUGAGUAACCCCUCCCCCCAGGUCCCAGAGGAAGAAGCCUCGACGUCUGUCUGCCGGCCCAAGAGUUCCAUGGCCUCUGCUUCCCGCCGGCAGCGCCGAGAGCGACGCUUCCGGCGCUACUUGUCUGCGGGGCGGCUGGUCCGGGCCCAGGCCCUCCUCCAGAGACACCCAGGCCUGGAUGUGGAUGCUGGGCAGCCCCCACCCCUCCACCGGGCCUGUGCCCGCCAUGAUGCCCCUGCCCUGUGCCUGCUGCUGCGUCUUGGGGCUGACCCUGCACACCAGGACCGCCAUGGGGACACGGCUCUGCAUGCUGCUGCCCGCCAGGGCCCUGAUGGUGUGGUGGCACAUGCCUUUAAUCCUCCUCUCCACCCUCCCCAUCCCACUUCCCGAACAGAUGACGCCUCCCGGGAGACCCAGGAGCCGGAGUCCUUCUCGGCCUGGUCGGAUCGCCUGGCCAGGGAACAUGCACAGAAGCAGCAGCAGCAGCAGCAGCAGCGCCGAGAGGCCCAGGGCUCCUGCCGACCCCCCAGGGCCGAGGGCUCGGGUCUGAACUGGAGACAGCAGGAGGAGGAGCAGCGGCUUUUCCGAGAGCGAGCCCGGGCCAAGGACGAAGAACUGCGAGUGAGCCGGGCCAGGAGGGCGCAGGAGGCCCCCGGAGACCGGGGUCCGGAGCCCCCCAGGGCUCGAUCCAGGGAGCACCCGCGGGGGGCGGGGAGGGGCCGCCUCUGGCGCUUCGGGGAUGUGCCCUGGCCCUGCCCUGGUGGAGGGGACCCCGAGGCCAUGGCCGCAGCCCUGGUGGCCAGGGGCCCCCCGCUGGAGGAGCAGGGGGCUCUGAGGAGGUACCUAAGGGUGCAGCAGGUGCGCUGGCAUCCCGACCGCUUCCUGCAGCGAUUCCGAAGCCAGAUAGAGACCUGGGAGCUGGGCCGCGUGAUGGGAACUGUGACGGCCCUUUCUCAGGCCCUGAACCGCCAUGCAGAGGCCCUCAAGUGACUCCAGGGAAGGAGCUGGAGACUGUGGGGAUGUAGCCUUAGGGGCAGGCGGAAGGAAGGGUGAGAUCAGGGCUGGGGAUGGCCAGGGAAGAGGAGCCGCCUCGCAGAGGAUACGAGAUGGACCAACAUAAUGCGGGGGUGGGAGUGUGGGCCAUGCUGCUCUGGACGCUGCCAUUUCCUAAUAAGACCUGGUUCCACGUCUGA